AGUUUUAACUGACCUCACACGAAACAGCGCGCUUUACCAAAACUUUGCCAAAUUAUAGCUUGUUUUGACAUAUUUAGCUACUCAUUAUCUUCUCUUUUAGGUCAUGUGUGAUAUGAGGACUACUGUCUAAUCAAGCUCUUUGGUUUAGUGUCUUUUUUAUGUUUUGAUAGCUGAUAAAAAGGCUCAUAGGUUUUAAGGUUGCGUCUGUGUACAACGAUUUUGUUUUGGAUGGAUGAGCACAAGGAGAACAUUUGUUCAGAAAACGGCAGAUUGAAGAUGUCUGAUAUACGAAGACACGAUAAAGAUAAGUCUUGCAUUAGGAUAUAUGCAGAUGAAGAUCCUGUCCCGAAUACGUCCUCACCUCCGUCUAAUGGAGACUACAGUCAUCCUGUGUAUAAAGAAAUUGCUUUGGCCAAUGGGCAGAUCAACCGCAUGUCUAAAGAAGAGCUUCGGAAGAAACUGUCCGAUCUAAAGCUUGACACAAGAGGUGUAAAGGAUGUCAUGAAGAAAAGGUUGAAGAGCCACUACAAGAAGCAAAAGCUGCAGCAGUCAGCAGCCGAGGGAGGCCCUACUGACACAUACUAUGACUACAUUUGUGUGGUGGAUUUUGAAGCAACGUGUGAAAAGGAUAACCCACCAGGAUUCAAGCAUGAAAUUAUUGAAUUUCCAAUGGUUCUUGUCAACACAGAGACUUUGGAAAUUGUGGACUCUUUCCAGGAAUAUGUUAAGCCAGAAUUGAACCCACAACUUUCCGAGUUCUGUAUAAAUCUAACCGGAAUCACUCAGAAAAUGGUUGAUGAGGCAGAUCCUUUUCCAGUUGUCCUUGAGAAAGCUGUAGCUUGGCUUCAAGAACGAGAGCUUGGGACAAAAUACAAAUAUGCCAUUCUGACUGAUGGGGCUUGGGACAUGAGCAAGUUUCUGAACAUCCAGUGUUCCAUAAGUCGUAUCAGAUAUCCUCAGUUUGCAAAGAAAUGGAUAAAUAUAAGGAAAUCAUAUGGAAAUUUUUAUAAGGUCCCACGGCCGCAGACAAAGCUGAGCACAAUGUUGGAUAAAUUGGGUCUGAAGUACGAAGGCCGCCCUCACUCUGGUUUGGACGAUUCUAGAAACAUUGCCCGAAUCGCUCUGCGGAUGCUGCAGGAUGGGUGCCAGUUGCGGGUCAAUGAGCGCAUUCACGCUGGUCAGUUACACUCAGUUCCCAGCUCUGCCCCAGUGGAAGGAGCUCCUCCACCACACAAUCCCCGCUCUAGAGAGUAACCAACGGUCUACAUACUGGCCUUAAAACAAAUUUAUUUUUGAUGUUUGUGGGUUAUGAAAACGUUGACUGUCGACAGACUAAAGGGUGCCAUGUGCCAGUUUACAGUUUCUGUUAGAGAAGUUGAAGACCCACCAGUGUUUAUUCUUUUGUCAUUGAAUAAAUACUGCUUAAUUUGUUACCUAUAAUUAAAGGUAAAUUGCCAAUAGAUGUCUUGUCACAUCACAUACAUGUUUAAAGCACUUUUAUUGUGUUGAAGUUUAGUCAUCCAGUAUAAAGUCUAGACUUUAUAUUGAAUUGGUAUUUUGACACAAGAUUCAAACUUUGUGAUAUUUUUGUACAACAGUAGAGUAAUAUCCAGAGUUAAUAUUUCACUAUUUGGUUGUCAACUUGUAAUCUGUGCCUAAUGUGAGCAGAAAAUUAUAGACUGUUCAGAAAAAUUAACAAUGAAUAAAUCCUUUAUGAAA
Messenger RNA from Periophthalmus magnuspinnatus, 1719 nucleotides. RefSeq names its product exoribonuclease 1 (gene eri1). Gene Ontology annotation, biological process: exonucleolytic trimming to generate mature 3'-end of 5.8S rRNA from tricistronic rRNA transcript (SSU-rRNA, 5.8S rRNA, LSU-rRNA). The record is from RefSeq and is a predicted model, not a curated record. The transcript has 7 exons. Gene Ontology annotation, molecular function: nucleic acid binding; 3'-5'-RNA exonuclease activity. Gene Ontology annotation, cellular component: cytoplasm; nucleolus. Bases 229 to 1254 code for a protein of 341 amino acids. NCBI's taxonomy places the organism in Eukaryota, Metazoa, Chordata, Actinopteri, Gobiiformes, Gobiidae.